AAUCCCUCCCACCCUCAUUUCAUUACAUAACCUCUCUCCUUUUCUCUUCUUUCUCCAACAUUUUUGGUACACAUAUAUUUUUCCUACAAAAAUAAAAAAGACCAUAUUAUAUACAAAAAAUAUGGCAACUUUAUUCAAGAAAAACAAUAGUUUUAAUAACUAUGGUUACACUAUGAUGGAAAAAGAAGAUCCACAAGAUAAAAAACAAAGAGAGGCUCAAUUUUUGAUUUACAAGACGUUGAAGCAAGCGGAUCAAAUUAUAGUAAGAAGAUCAUCAAGGCCUUCUUGGUUAAAGUUGAGAAUAUGCAAAUUAAAGGUGAGAAUUGGUAAGAGACUUUUGAGGUUAAGGAAAACUAUGUUGUCUAACAUUGUUAAGACUAAGAUGGGUGUUUACAAACAAGUUAUGGUUCAACUUAAGAACUUCAAGCGUUUGUUUAAUGUUGCCGGGUGCCGAGAAGGCGGUGUUGCAAUCGGCCGUCUUCCUCAACCUUUGUUCACUUGAUCAUUCAGUAAUAUUAGACCAAUUUGCAUUGGUCUUUUCUCUUUUUGUUCAAAAGCUUAUGGUAAAUGUCAAGUGAAUGCAAGCUUUCCUUUUUUUCUUUUCUUUUUUUUUUUUUUUUUGGGUUUUUCUCUUUAUUGAAGAGAAAAAUUAUAUGGAAAAUCCAAGUACUCCCUAUAUAUAAAGUCUAUAAUUAUAUUUUA
Chenopodium quinoa (quinoa) is the source of this 702-nucleotide messenger RNA. RefSeq lists its product as uncharacterized. Bases 122 to 502 code for a protein of 126 amino acids. The transcript has a single exon. The record is from RefSeq and is a predicted model, not a curated record. NCBI's taxonomy places the organism in Eukaryota, Viridiplantae, Streptophyta, Magnoliopsida, Caryophyllales, Amaranthaceae.